Molecule: messenger RNA, 1062 nt
Organism: Liolophura sinensis
Lineage: Eukaryota; Metazoa; Mollusca; Polyplacophora; Chitonida; Chitonidae
Product: putative nuclease HARBI1
Exons: 3
Coding region: 1-1062 (353 amino acids)
Source: RefSeq, a predicted model, not a curated record
AUGGCGAAUGUUCUCUUGGCCGGCCUCGCUGAAAGACGAACCAUUCGAAGAGAGCGUGUUUUUCGUGAUCGUACUCACCCUCUGGAUGUUUUAAAUGACGGCGAUGUCGUCGCUCGGUAUAGACUUGACAGGCGGUCAAUUUUGCAAGUUGUGGACUUCUUAACACCGGCUUUGGAGAGACCUACUAAUCGGAACCAUGCAAUUCCUGUCGUCCUGCAAGUCCUCACAGCUCUGAGAUACUAUGCCUCAGGGUCUUUCCAAAGUUUAGUGAGCGAUCUUCAUGGGAUAAGUGUUCCAAGCACGUCCAGAAUAGUCAGAAGUGUCACUACCGCCAUCGUUAAUUUAAAUACAUAUCCCCUUUCAAUUUCAUUUCCCUCAAAUCCGAGGGAAAUUGCAGAGGCCCAGCAGGCCUUCUACGAGAUUGCAAAUUUCCCACACGUAGUCAGCUGCAUAGAUGGCACGCAGAUUGCCAUAAAGUCCCCAACAAAAGAUGAACAUGUGUUUGUGUGUCGCAAAAACUACCAUUCACUCAACGUGCAGGCCACAACAGAUGCGAGACUUAGAUUCACCAGUGUAGUAUCUAGGUAUCCAGGGUCAGCACAUGACAGUUUCAUAUUGAAGCAAAGCGGCAUUUGGAAGAAGUACCAGAAUGGUGAUUUUGAUGGUACCAUUAUCCUUGGGGACAGUGGUUAUCCUCUGAAACCAUGGUUAAUGGUACCCUUCAUACAGACACAUAAUGAUGCACAGGCCAAGUACAACAAGAGCCACAAAACUACAAGGUGUACAAUUGAGAGGGCUUUUGGAGUAGCUAAGUCGAGGUUUAGAUGUAUUCACCACAAAUCUGGCGGGUUCCUGAUGCAUUCGCCAGAAGUGAGUGCACAGGUUGUUGUAGCUGUCUUUAAGCUACACAACCUGUGCAUCAACAACCAGCUACCUAACCCCGAGAUAGAGCCGGACGAUGCGGAAGAAGGGGAUGAUGAUGAUGACCACACCACAGGUGUUACCCUGCUUGCAGAUGGGGCACGAGCCAGAGAUGAACUUGUUAGGUUCAGAUUUAGCUAG